AGGAAAGACGGUUUAUGCCUUAAAAUAGUAAUCCAACAAGUUCUCGUAAUCCUUUUCCCAUAACAAUAAUGACUUUCUAUUCUAUAUAUAAUAUAAUACUUAACAGUACACUACAUUAAUAUCACACACAAAAAAAUUCAUUGAUCGAACGUUUGGUCUAUAAGAAGGAGAAGAAGAAGAGGGCUGUGUCCAUUCGAGCGUAUAUCGAUGGAGGAUAGUAUAAGCUCACACUAUAGUAUUAAUAGUGUCAUUCUUCCUUCUCUUGGCGCCCAUAGUAAUAGCAAAAUUAAGCUCCGUCACUACAUCAUCUCCCCCUCUAAUCCCCAUUACAAGGCUUGGCAUGUAUUUUUGGUGCUUCUUGUUUUCUACACAGCAUGGGCAUCACCUUUUCAGUUUGGAUUUCUAGAAAGACCUCAAGGACUUAUUGCCAUCUUAGAUAACAUAGUUAAUUGCUUUUUUGCCAUGGACAUUAUCCUUACAUUCUUUGUUGCCUAUCUGGAUAAAUCAACUAACACUAUGAUUGAUGACCCAAAGCACAUCGCUUUAAGGUACACAAAAUCCAGGUUUAUCUUUGAUUUCAUAUCCACCAUACCUUUUGAAGCAUUGCCCCACAUUCUUCAAUCAUAUGGAUACUUGAGUAUGCUUCGUCUCUGGCGUCUCAGAAGAGUCAGUGCCAUGUUUGUGAGAAUGGAGAAAAACAGCAACUUCAAUUACUUUGGGGUUCGAGUACUCAGGCUUAUAUGUGUCACUCUAUUUGCUGUUCAUUCUGCUGGCUGCUUCUACUACUUUCUUGCUGCUCGAAAUAAAGACACCAGUAAAACAUGGCUUUCACUGGGAAAUCUUAAUGAUAGGAGCAUCUGGGAUCUCUAUAUAAUGUCUCUGUAUUGGUCCAUUACAACGCUUACAACAACUGGCUAUGGGGAUUUGCAUGCUGUUGCUACAGAGGAAAUGAUAUGCACCAUGGUUUACAUGCUAUUCAACCUCGGGCUGACUGCAUAUCUUAUUGGAAACAUGACCAACUUGGUUGUCCAUGGAACCAGUAAGACACAGAAAUUUAGGGAUGCUAUUCAAGCUGCCUCAAGCUUUGCACAGAGGAAUAAGCUGCCUGUUCGACUUGAAGAACAGAUGCUAGAUCACUUGUCUUUGAUGCACAGAACGGAUUCAGAAGGUCUGCAGCAGCAAGAAACUCUUGAAACACUACCCAAUGCUAUUCGUUCUGCUAUUUCACAUCAUCUAUUCUAUUCACUGGUGGAUAAGGCCUACUUAUUCCACGGGGUAUCAAAUGACUUACUUUUUCAACUGGUUUCUGAGAUGAAGGCCGAGUAUUUCCCUCCAAAAGAGGAUGUCAUUUUGCAAAAUGAAGCAUCUACAGAUCUCUACAUUCUGGUAAAUGGAGCAGUGGAUCUUAUAUCACACAGGAAUGGCAUGGAUCAGGUAGUUGGCGAGUUGAAGGCAGGGGAUGUUUGCGGAGAAGUUGGUGUUCUUUGCUGUAACCCUCAACUAUUUACUGUUCGAACCAAAAGAAUAUCCCAACUGCUACGCUUGGAUCGUACUUCAUUUUUCAACAUCGUUAAAGCAAAUAUAGGAGACGGGACAAUAAUCAUAAACAAUCUCCUUCAGCAUUUGAAAGAGCAAACGGACCCAAUGAUGACAGAAGUAUUAGCAAAUAUAGAACAUAUUUUCACUCCUGAAGAAACAACAUCACUAGCUAGAGAAACUGGUUCAUCCAACGGCAGAUCGAGAAGAAGGGCUAGUUUCUUUCAGGAUUCACUGAUAGGAUUUGUGUCUGCACACGAUGGAGGAGGAAGUAGCCCGGAUUAUUCUUCAACUAAAAUUAGCAAUUCAAGAAUAUCAGGGAGAAUAACCAUCAGUUGUCCAGAGAAAGCUCAUAUGUGUAAAAGGGUUGUGCUUUUGCCAGAUUCCAUUCAAGAGAUACUUAAUAUCGGUGCUGAGAAAUUUGGCAUCUCUCUCACGAAAGUACUAACUGAAGAUGGAGCACUUAUUGAGGACAUUGAAGUAAUAAGAGAUGGAGAUCAUCUAGUUCUUGCUACAUCAGAAGAUUAAACAAAGCUCAAUCGUACAUAUUUCAGAAAUGAAUCUGAUUGACCUGUAAAUUUUGUAUAGUAUAUGAUAGAUUACUAUCAAGGCAAUGUAAUUACCGCACAGAGGAAUUCUAGUCAUUGAAGAAAUUGGAAGAAAAUGUAUAAAGUUUUACACAUAACAAAAUUUUCUCCUCAAUUAUAUACAA
Molecule: messenger RNA, 2248 nt
Organism: Solanum dulcamara
Lineage: Eukaryota; Viridiplantae; Streptophyta; Magnoliopsida; Solanales; Solanaceae
Product: potassium channel AKT1-like
Exons: 1
Coding region: 208-2064 (618 amino acids)
Biological process (GO): transmembrane transport; potassium ion transport
Cellular component (GO): membrane
Molecular function (GO): voltage-gated potassium channel activity
Source: RefSeq, a predicted model, not a curated record